AUGUUUCUGCAUCUAAUACCUGUCUUCUGCAUUGUAGAAAAGGUGAAUAACUUCCCACCGCUCCCCAAGUUUAUCCCUCUGAAACCAUGUUUCUACCAGAAUUUUGCUGAUGAAAUUCCCAUCGAUUAUCAGUCUCUGGUGAAGAGAAUCUACCACGUAUGGAUCUUUUACUGCAUCACGCUGGUAGUGAACAUCAUCGCGUGCCUGGCGUGGUGGAUCGGAGGAGGCUACGGGGUCAAUUUUGGCUUGGCCAUCCUCUGGCUUGUCCUCUUCAGUCCCUGCGGUUACGUCUGCUGGUUCCGACCCGCGUACAAAGCCUUUCGGUGAGUGGAAGCCCAU
This is a messenger RNA of Antrostomus carolinensis (chuck-will's-widow), 339 nucleotides long. RefSeq names its product secretory carrier-associated membrane protein 4-like. Gene Ontology annotation, cellular component: recycling endosome membrane; trans-Golgi network membrane. Gene Ontology annotation, biological process: protein transport. The record is from RefSeq and is a predicted model, not a curated record. The transcript is spliced from 2 exons. The coding region runs from base 1 to 327 and encodes 108 amino acids. NCBI's taxonomy places the organism in Eukaryota, Metazoa, Chordata, Aves, Caprimulgiformes, Caprimulgidae.